UUUAACAAUUUGACAAGAUUUCUUUUACACGAAUAUAUCUACACCCUGUUCUACAGAAAUGAAUUAUUCUCAUGAUCUACCACAAUCUAGAAAAAGAAAAUUGGAUAUAGAAGAAAAUGUUAAUAAUAUAUCAUUGGAUUUAACUGGCAGUAGCAACAAGCAAGCAAGAACAUCAAAUAAAGAUGUAUACAGUGAUAACGCAUUAUUAGUUGUAAAACAUUACAAUUCAAUAGAAAAUAAAGAUACUACUCUUAGGAGUAAAAGCAGAAUUUUAUAUAUGAGAAAUUUUAAUAACUGGAUUAAAAGCAUGCUUAUGAAGUUAUAUAGGAAUGAUACUUAUGGAUCACAUGCAAAUGUAUUAGAUAUGUGUUGUGGUAAAGGAGGUGAUUUAUUUAAAUGGAAAAAUAUGAAUAUAAGACAUUUAAUUUGUGCUGAUUUGGCUGAAGUGACAAUGCAACAUUGUGAACAUCGAUAUAAAAAUAUGUUGCAACGAAUUUCUGAAUAUGAAAGACAUUCUCGUAUAUUUACUGCUGAAUUUAUAAUAGCUGACUGUACAAAGGUUCGUUUAAAAGAAAAGUUUAAAGAUCCUAAUAUAAAACUUGACUUGGUUAGUUGUCAAUUUGCAUUUCAUUAUUGUUUUGAAUCAUUGGAACAAGCAGAAUGUAUGAUUAAAAAUGCAAGUGAAUGUUUAAAACCAGGAGGUUAUUUUAUUGGAACUAUUCCAGAUGCAUAUGAUUUAGUUUCUAGGUGGCAAAAAUGUGAUGGUGACAGUUUCGGAAACGAGAUUUAUAAUGUAAACUUUUGUUGUGAUAAAGCAAAACCUCCACUUUUUGGAGCUAAAUAUCACUUUCAAUUAGAAGGUGUUGUCAAUUGUCCUGAAUUUCUUGUUUAUUUACCUGUAUUUUGUAAAUUAGCUUUAAAAUUUGGUUUGAAGCUAAUACUGUUUGAAAGGUUUGGUAACUUUUAUAAACGUAUGAAGGACAGAGGUGAAUUAUUACUUAAAAAAAUAGAAGCUUUGGAAUCUUAUUCACCACACUCUAAUGUUCCACUUGUUGGUAAAGCUGAUCAAGAUUAUCAACAUGUUAAAGAAUAUAUAAAAAAAUCACCAAAUUGUCCUGAAAUUGGUACAUUAUCUCAGCCAGAAUGGGAAGUUACUUCAUUAUAUGCUGUAUUUGCUUUUCAAAAAAUGGAAACUUAA
Eufriesea mexicana is the source of this 1198-nucleotide messenger RNA. It is a transcript of the gene Rnmt, whose product is annotated as RNA guanine-7 methyltransferase. The transcript has 7 exons. The record is from RefSeq and is a predicted model, not a curated record. Gene Ontology annotation, cellular component: nucleus. Bases 59 to 1198 code for a protein of 379 amino acids. Lineage: Eukaryota; Metazoa; Arthropoda; Insecta; Hymenoptera; Apidae. Gene Ontology annotation, biological process: 7-methylguanosine mRNA capping. Gene Ontology annotation, molecular function: mRNA 5'-cap (guanine-N7-)-methyltransferase activity.